Cornus florida is the source of this 860-nucleotide messenger RNA. RefSeq lists its product as uncharacterized. Bases 196 to 561 code for a protein of 121 amino acids. Lineage: Eukaryota; Viridiplantae; Streptophyta; Magnoliopsida; Cornales; Cornaceae. The record is from RefSeq and is a predicted model, not a curated record. The transcript has a single exon.
AAAUUACACGUCCCCAAGUCGUUCAACCCAACUCCCACCCAUGACCCAACUAAUACGGUAAAUUUUUCCCUCUCCUCCCACAUAUAUACAUACACACACACAUAUAUAUAUAUAUACACCAUAAUCCAUCAAUAUUCUCAAAACCCAUCUAUCUCUUCUCCAUAUCUCUCUCUCUCUUUCCCUCUAGGCUCUAAUAUGGCUUUCUCUGGUAAACCCAAGAAGUCCAUGAAAUUAUCAUUAGUCAUAGCUGAUGCAGCUUCAUGGUACUGUGCUGUUGUUCUGAUAGCCCUCAUCUUGUUGGCGUCUGUCAAAGAGAAUAAUUCUACGGGAGAUGUUCAUGAUUGUGAUGACGAACCGGUGGUGGUGACGAGAGGAGGCCAGUUCUUGGACCGGCCCUGCGACGAGAUUUACGUCGUCGGAGAAGGUGAAACCCUAAACACCAUCAGUGACAAGUGCGGCGACCCCUAUAUAGUUGAGCAGAAUCCACAUAUUCACGACCCCGAUGAUGUCUUCCCUGGGCUUGUCAUCAAGAUCACUCCCUCAAAGCCUAGGAACACAUGAAGGUAGUUGUGUGUGUGUGUGAGAGAGAGAGAUACAUACAAAAAGAUCUUUGUUAUACUUUUUAUCAUAUAUAUAUGUAUAUUUUUUGGGUAUGUAAAAGAAAAGGAGAUGAAUAUAAUAGUGAUUUUGGUUUUAUACGGAUCGAAAAUAUAUAUAUAUAUAUAAAUUUUUAGUUGGAUUUUGGAUUUUCAUAUGCAGUUAUUUUUUAUUUUUCAUUUCUUUUGUAUGUAUGGGUAUGUGUGUAUAUAAGUUGUGGGUAUGUAAUAUGGAAAUGGGAACAUAGUACUAGAUUUACUCAA